AUGCCGUCAUUUCUUUCAUUUCCAAGUGGAGCUCUUCCGCAUCUCUUCGUUUCCAGCCAUCUCUCCGAACCACCGCCGCUAACCAGCAAGCAGUCCGGCCACCCUGAAGAAGACAUGCAACCGACCCCGGGGUUCAGUGUGGCCCAUAGCUUGCACCCGGCGACUCAGAGGGAGGUCGACUGUGGCAACAUCAUUGUAGAUCCGCGGGCCUACGGAACCAUUCCCGCUAACUCACUAGCUACCAAGUGCCCACUCUGCAAACAAACACUAGUGACAAAGGACCACCAACUCUCGUUCCGGAAAAACCACGCAUUGAAGGGGUUUGCAAUCAGCUCUCCCGAUUCGGUAGCCAAAGGUCAGAGAAAGCGCCAGCCCCUCUGUCUGGAGUGUGUGAAGCGGCAUCUCGGUCCUGUAACCCAGUGUGCUAACAAGCUCACAAUCAGCGUAGCAAGGACCAACCGAGACUCGGUGGUUUCCACUGAAGUCUGGUUCCAGCGCAAAACGCUCGGGGAGGCAUGGAGCCAACUAAAAGAUUUGUCGGGAGAAGAGAUUGGCGAUAUGCGAGAGGGGGCAGAGGAGGGUCGGCUUGCAUUCAGUGGAAACCGCAGCAGUACCGCUGCACAGGCAGCAGUGAACAGGGGGCGGAAAGUGGGGGAAACUGCAAGGUCCAACGCGCAAGUGAAGGGACAACUUCACACAGAGAACGGCGAAGCGUCCGCCGCGAAGGGUGGUCGGACCAUCGUCGACCAAGCCAUGAUGUAUCUCGAUGGCCUCCGAUCAGGAGAGUGUGCUAUGUACAGCGUUGGCGAGCUUGGAUCCGCUAGUACCGUCUAUCUGGCUAGCACUUGGAAUCACAACGCAGCGGGGCUUAAACCCCUCGGGCGUCCUAGCAAAGUGCACGCGUUGCUUGAGACGGUGAACUGGGACACUAUGGGAAAUGUGAGCUGCACCUGCGAUUGCGGCCGACGGUACACGCAGGCGCCCUGCGUGCACAAGCUUGCGCUACAGGCAUUGGAGUCGCCGAGGCUUGCGAGCGCCAUAUCGUUGCAGAGGGGGCCAAAGGUGGUAGAAAUACCAUGCGAUAGGAUCGGGGAGCGGGUUUUUGGGGUGUACUGGAAUGCUGGUUCGCCCUCACCUCAAAGGACGAUGGUUCAUCAUGGAGAGGGGGCGCAGAUGGGCUGGUAUUGCGAGGGAAGGAAGAGCGGAUGCAGCAAGACGGCUGAUUGCUCGCACAUUCAAGGGGUGAAGCGAGCUAUGAGUCGACCGAGCGGCGUGGACAAACUGAGCAAGAGUUCGUUCUCAGAGGGGCAGCUCGAGCUCGCAAAAACGGCUUUGAAGGCCGGGCUGGUAGAUAGCCGAGCAGGGAGUGUCACGGCCCACAGCCGGCCGGGGACCGCAGACUCCGACGUGGACGGAUACAUCGCGGAGCUGGUCGUUGGCAGUCACGAGAGGGCCGCAUGCGAAGGGUCGAGCUGCUUCUGCAAGCAGCAUCCGAGGGUGUUUGGCGGCGCUGGAAUAGACGUGGAGCCCUGCGCAGCGAGGUGCUGCACGUCUGCACAAACGAACGGGAAGCGAGCUCGAUCCGAGCAAGGGGAAAGCUCCGGUGUCGUUGAGAGGGCGAACGCGAGAUCGGGCAAACGGAGAAGCAAGACGUUCUGGGCGGCGAAAGGCACAGAGCCGGAGGAGCCGAACGCUGCAACGGGUACCACGGGGGAGGCUGUGUCGGAUGCAGCUGAGGAUUUGGGGCGGGGACCGAAAAGUGCCCUCCAGGUCGAGGAUCGAGACGCGUUGUCAAUUCCGGUGUGUAAUGUCUGCGUGUGCCCCUCGAACGUUUGCACGCAUGGUGCCUCGCGCGGUGCUGCGACGGUGUUGCCCAUGGAAGCUGAGGGCGUGCAGCUGGAGGUGCCCAAGCUCGUUCGCCCGACGGACUCCUGGCAGGUCCACGACCCCGAGGUGUCGUUGUUGCGAAGGCCCAUUCGAGUGAGCGAGCUCACGGCCCGAGAUUUCGAGGAGCUGAGCAUUGCGGGGAGUCUCUCCGCCCCGUGCCCUCGAGCGCCACCUCCUUGCCGGACCAGGUGGUUGGGGCUGUGGCAGAGUGCCCACGUAUACGACUUGUAUUGGUCGCAAGAGGUCAAGCUCCGAAUCUAUUGCUGCGCGUGCCCCGAGAAGCAUACCGUUCAUUACAAUGGAGAGGCGCUCAGACUGUACGCAUGGACGCGACGGGUGGUCGUCACACAAGCGGCCUGUCAAAUGCUGCUACGAACCGUUCAGAAGUCAGGAGCUGCUUUCAGCUCGCUCGUUGCAGCUGGGAAUGCCGUGCGGCGCCAAUACAACCCCGAUGCGACAUUCUUGUCGGAGGAGUGUUGGCGUAAGGCGAGCCUUGACUUCUUCAAGCUGUGCGGGCGGCAGAUCAUGGAGUGCUGUAGCCUCUGCGGACCACAUCCUCAGGUACUCUUAUGCGACGGUAUCGCGGGGCUUGCUUGCGCUGACGGCACGCGUCAGAAGGGUGGGCUUGCUGGAACAGAUGCCGCAUUGCUUCGGCCAUUCACGGCGCCUAGUAGAGACUCCAAUGGAUUCAACGUCCGAAAAGUCAUGGAGUCCGGAAGCAACUAUCUGGCGGUGUCUCUUGCGGGAGGGGGCCUGAAAAGGCGUCUCCUGCAUCAACCUGAGGUCCGGACGCUUGUAGCGCGGUUCAGCGGGCACCAUGCUGUUGAUCCCGAGCUGGGAAAGACGCCCAGUGCCCAAGAGUACGAGGAGCUCCUGGUCGCGCUUGACAGAGACGACGUGCAAGUGGUCACGAACUUUGUCCAAGAUCCGGAUGAUGUCGAUGCCGAUCCCGUUCUCUUGCACUGGCGCCGGUGGGUUGCCGGUGACCAGGUCGGCCAGAUCCGAUCGAAGAACAAGGCGAUGUGCGAGCUGCUGGAGGGCAUCGAGAGAGAAGCAAUGCAAGACGAGCAUCGAUGGCCUCCCCGCUGCCCCCACAGAUGGGCGGAAUUACUCUACACUCUAGGCGCGCCGUUCUCGGUCUCGGACGACUCCAAUCUCAUCCAGCAUGGAAAGGCCCUGGGAGUGGUCCGCAAGCUUCUGCUAGGGGAAGCCGCGAAUGACGACGAUAGAGCAGUCCUGUCUGAGCAUUCCCCGAUCUUGCGCCGGCUGCUGGACCACUACGGUGAUCGCUUCCCCCCGUUUUUCCAUCCCGCCCUACAUCACCUGUACCGUUUGACGCUGUUUGCACGGGGAGCGGUGGGGCUCGGGGUUGGACGGGCAGGGUGGGCAUUGUCGGCCAUCGAAGGCCUCGAUGUCUGCGUCUGGCUGGAGCGGGAGCCAAAACCCCUGAGCGUCGAGCAGCAGCAAGCCUUCGACUUCUGGGCGGCCCGGGCGAAUGCACUUCUCCCCGGGGUCGAAAGCCUUUCCCCUCCAGCACCGCACGAAUACGCCCUUCUUCCGCCGGAACGGAUCCUGUUGAACGAGAGGCUCGGUCUCGAGGCGGACGGAUCGGAACCUGGCCCUCUUCCUCCGGACCAUCCCUACUGCCAUGAGCAGCGAGGGCUAGGCUGCUACGUUCUUCCGGGUUGGGAGCAGAAACGUCCCCUUCCGCAGUACGAACCGUUCGAAGACGACCUUGGGAGGUCUUGCGAGCGCAACGAAGAGCAUCGGUGUCGAAGCGGGCUCACCGUUGGAGAAUUCGAUGCCAAGGUCGCGUUGGAAAGCGGAAUAAAGAAGAAAAAGUGCUUACAGCGGCACACAAAGGGCGGCUUUGUCUUCACGUGCCCUCAUUGUGUCAUCUAUGGAUUCCACGUAAUGCUUCGAGGAGAGUCGCCGCGAGACGCCUUCACCGUCUUGUACACCUGA
This is a messenger RNA of Klebsormidium nitens, 3852 nucleotides long. NCBI's taxonomy places the organism in Eukaryota, Viridiplantae, Streptophyta, Klebsormidiophyceae, Klebsormidiales, Klebsormidiaceae. The record is from the annotation of a GenBank genome assembly.